UGGCUAUCUUGGUGGUGGUCGCGUUCUGGGGCCCAAUACUGGCAGGACCUAGCGGGCCGUGAUCAUUCCCGUGGACUCUGGGCACAGUACGGGAUCUGGAGUGGGUAGUACCACCGGGGUUUAGAGAGGAGAAUGUGUUCCCACUUUCCUGUGUGGUGCAGCAGUAUGCCUGGGGGAAGGUGGGCUCCAAAAGUGAAGUGGCAUGCCUACUGGCUUGCAGUGACCCACUGACCCAGAUCUCAGAGGACAAGCCUUAUGCGGAGCUGUGGAUGGGGGCACACCCCCGGGGAGAUGCCAAGAUCCUUGACAACCGUAUUUCCCAAAAGACCUUAGGCCAGUGGAUUGCUGAGAACCAGAACAGCUUAGGCCAAAAGGUCAAAGACACCUUUAACGGAAAGCUGCCCUUCCUCUUCAAAGUGCUCUCAGUGGAAACGGCCCUGUCUAUCCAGGCACACCCUAACAAGGAGCUGGCAGAGAAGCUGCACCUUCAGGCUCCAGAGCACUACCCCGAUGCCAACCACAAGCCAGAAAUGGCCAUUGCCCUUACACCCUUCCAAGGCUUGUGUGGUUUCCGGCCAGUGGAGGAGAUUGUGACCUUUCUGAAGAAGGUGCCUGAGUUCCAGUCACUGAUUGGAGAGGAUGCCACAGCACAGCUGAAGAAGAGCAUGAAUGAGGGUUCUGGGGCCAUGGCCUCUGCUCUGAAGAACUGCUUUUCCCACCUGAUGAAGAGUGAGAAGAAGGUGGUGGUGGAGCAGCUUAACCUGUUGGUGAAACGGAUCUCCCAGCAAAUAUCUAACGGAAACAGCAUGGAUGACAUUUGUGGGGAGCUCUUGCUACAGCUGCACCAGCAGUACCCGGGUGAUAUCGGAUGUUUCGCCAUCUACCUCCUGAACCUGAUCACCUUGAAGCCUGGGGAAGCCAUGUUUCUGGAGGCCAACGUGCCCCAUGCCUACCUGAAGGGAGACUGCGUGGAAUGCAUGGCAUGUUCAGACAAUACCGUGCGUGCUGGCCUGACACCCAAAUUCAUUGAUGUGUCAACCCUGUGUGAAAUGCUCGACUACACACCUAGCCCCAGCAAAGACAGACUGUUUGCACCAACACUGAGUCAAGAUGACCCCUACCUCUCUAUCUACGAUCCCCCUGUGCCAGACUUCACAGUUAUGAAGAUAGAGGUCCCUGGCUCCGUCACUGAAUACAAAGUCUUGACACUAGACUCUGCCAGCAUCCUUCUGUUGGUCCAAGGGACAGUGACAGCUAUCAUACCUUCAGUCCAAGGAGAAAUCCCUCUGUCCCGUGGUGGAGUGCUCUUCAUUGGGGCCAAUGAGACUGUCUUACUGAAGCUUACCGUACCAAAGAAUCUGCUGAUAUUCCGGGCCUGCUGUCUGCUGUAGAGACCAGUUCUUAGUCUCUCUGCCUAGCACUAUAUUCUGGCCAGCUCCACAUCCUGGAGAUCCAGCCCAAUCCCUGUCCCUAUUGUGCAAUCUUUGAAUACAUACUGGAUUAGAAUAGUGAGUUUGGAAUUAGUGACUCCAGAGCAUGCCCAGGCUAGACCAUCUUCAGGACAAAGGAGUCUGUGUGAAGCCUGAGGCCUGCCACUCCACUGUACCUCUCAACACUCCUUUACCUCUGAGCCAGGUGUGUCAUCCACUAACCAGUCUGCCCCAGCUGAGGUGUUAGGCUAACAAAAUGUGUGUCACCCACUGUUAGCUCAGCAUCCUCUCAGCUGCAGAGAAAGGGAAGUGACAGGCCAGUGGACUAAUGAAGCUUGUUCCCCUCUAGCUCUAUCAAAGUAAUUAAAGAUCAUGUGUGUUGAGGA
Rattus norvegicus (Norway rat) is the source of this 1816-nucleotide messenger RNA. The record is from RefSeq and is a predicted model, not a curated record. Lineage: Eukaryota; Metazoa; Chordata; Mammalia; Rodentia; Muridae.